GGCCAUCAUGGCGUCUCCCAGUGGGAAGGGAUCCUGUGCGCCGGAGGCUCCUGACUGCGGUUCCCAGCCUCUCCACCCAGACUUGGUGGACUCCGUGGACGACGCCGAGGGGCUGUACGUGGCGGUCGAGCGAUGUCCGCUUUGCAACACUACCCGCCGGCGGCUGACCUGCGCCAAGUGUGUCCAGAGCGGCGAUUUCGUCUACUUCGACGGCCGUGACCGUGAGAGGUUUGCUGACAAGAAGGAAAGGUUAAACCGUCUUAAGAGCAAGCAAGAAGAAUUUCAAAAAGAAGUAUCAAAAGCUAUAGAAGGAAAACGGCUAACAGAUCAGUUGAGAUGGAAAAUAAUGUCCUGCAAGAUGAGGAUUGAACAGCUUAAGCAAACAAUAUGUAAAGGAAAUGAAGAAAUGAAGAAGAAUUCAGAAGGCCUCCUCAAAACCAAGGAAAAGAACCAGAAGCUUUACAGUCGAGCACAGCGGCAUCAGGAAAAGAAAGAAAAGAUUCAGAGGCACAAUCACAAGUUGGGUGAUCUGGUAGAGAAGAAAACCAUUGACUUGCGAAGUCAUUAUGAGCGUCUGGCACAGCUUCGGCAGUCUCACAUAUUAGAGCUCACAUCUGUCAUUUUCCCUAUUGAAGAAGUAAAGACAAGUGUGAGAGAUCCUGCAGAUAUGUCUUCAGAGAGUGAUAGUGCCAUGACCUCCAGCACUGUGAGCAAGCUUGCCGAAGCCCGAAGGACAACUUACCUCUCUGGGAGAUGGGUCUGUGAUGAUCACAAUGGAGACACCAGUAUUAGCAUCACUGGGCCUUGGAUUAGCCUCCCGAACAAUGGCGACUACUCUGCCUAUUACAACUGGGUGGAAGAGAAGAAAACAACACAGGGGCCUGACAUGGAGCAUAAUAACCCUGCAUAUACCAUCAGUGCUGCACUGUGCUACGCCACUCAGCUGGUCAACAUUUUGUCCCAUAUCCUCGAUGUCAAUCUUCCAAAAAAACUGUGCAACAGUGAAUUUUGUGGAGAAAACCUCAGCAGACAGAAAUUUACUCGAGCAGUGAAGAAAUUGAAUGCAAAUAUCCUCUACCUUUGCUUUUCUCAGCAUGUAAAUUUAGAUCAAUUACAACCACUCCAUACCCUCAGGAAUCUAAUGUACUUGGUCAGUCCAAGCUCUGAACACCUCGGCAGGUCGGGGCCUUUCGAAGUGCGAGCUGACCUCGAGGAGUCCAUGGAAUUCGUGGACCCUGGAGUAGCUGGAGAAUCAGAUGAGAGUGGAGACGAGCACGUAAGUGACGAGGAGACCGACCUGGGCACAGACUGGGAGAACCUGCCGAGCCCCCGUUUCUGUGACAUCCCCUCCCAGCCUGCAGAAGUCUCCCAGAGUCAGAGCGCCCAGGCAUCCCCGGCCAUCGCCAGCAGCAGUGCGGGCGGCAUGAUCUCCUCGGCUGCGGCCUCAGUCACCUCCUGGUUCAAAGCGUACACUGGACACCGCUAG
Molecule: messenger RNA, 1486 nt
Organism: Elephantulus edwardii (Cape elephant shrew)
Lineage: Eukaryota; Metazoa; Chordata; Mammalia; Macroscelidea; Macroscelididae
Gene: ATG14
Product: autophagy related 14
Exons: 10
Coding region: 8-1486 (492 amino acids)
Biological process (GO): autophagosome assembly; mitophagy; cellular response to starvation
Cellular component (GO): autophagosome; extrinsic component of phagophore assembly site membrane; phosphatidylinositol 3-kinase complex, class III
Source: RefSeq, a predicted model, not a curated record